Molecule: messenger RNA, 1473 nt
Organism: Pisolithus orientalis
Lineage: Eukaryota; Fungi; Basidiomycota; Agaricomycetes; Boletales; Pisolithaceae
Exons: 10
Coding region: 1-1473 (490 amino acids)
Source: RefSeq, a predicted model, not a curated record
AUGUCAGUGCUGAAGGGUUGUAAUGAGUCCUUUACUGCAGCUGAUGAGAGGCACCAGAAAGCAAGUACCCAGUUCUUUUCAGAUACUGGUGUCAUGGCCCUACUCUGUCAUCAUGAUCAUGUCAUUUACUUUGCAAAUAUGACUUCAGCUGGGGAGAGGCAACAUUAUGCACUUUCCCUCAUCAAAUCUCUUUUUGGCCAUCUCCCAGAUAAUUUUCAUAUUGGGCUGUUAUAUGACAUAGGUUGUCAACUGGAACAGAGCUGCAGGAAGUGGGGUUUUCUCAAGUCAUUUCUGCCAUGUACUUCUUUUGCCAUCUCAGUAUUUCAUGCCUUUGGAUUUGGGCUAUCUGAUGGAGAGGGAUGUGAGCAUUUUUGGAGUUCAAUCAAAGGGCUGAUACCAUCUCUUCAUGUUUCUGGGUAUCAUCAAUGCCUCUUUGUUAUUGACUUCCAGGUGUUCCACCUGGACAUGAAGAGUCUCACUGGUUUGGGCCAGUGGCUUUUGCAUCACUGGAAUCAUUGCCAAGAAAAGAAGGCUGCUGCAAACAGAGGCCUAAGGAGAUGUCACAGCUCUAAAGCUGCUGAGAAUAUGAUAUUGCAAAUCAUGGCAACUCAGAAAUCAUUGGCAAAUUAUGAGGCCAAGCUAGAAGUGCUGGAGAAAGAUCCUCUCCAUGGGGUUGCUGACAUGACAAGCUUGAAUAUCCAAAUUGCAGAGUGUCAUCAAAAGGUUAAGUAUUUUAAAGAAGCUUUGCAGAACCAGAGGGAAACCCUAGGCAUAAAUGGGCAUUCAAAUCUGGCUAGUAUCCAAAAGAGUGCUUAUCUUCAACUUUGCAUGCAUGCAUUAGCAAUCAAGAAACAUAUCAGAGAUCAUCUGCACCAACAAAAGUUUGAGCUGGAAAGACUGGAACACUCAUAUCAGCAGACUCUCAGUGAACAAAGACUUCAAAACCACACAGAACCAUCUCUUGCCAGUAGCUACAAUAAUCUGUGUCUGCAAAUUGUAGGCCUCAUACACAAGGGAAAAGCUCCUCAGGAGUCAAUAGCCCCACUCCUGAUCCCAAGGGACUCUUUGUUCAAACUGGAUGAUAUUGGCCUUGGGGAUGAUUCAGAUGGGUUACUACCCCCAUGGUUAGCUGAUGAAAAAGUGCACUCAGGGAUCAGAUCACUCCUUGAGCUGAGGCAUUGUGAAGAAGAGGAAAGGCACCUGUUGCAGGAAAGAAGAGCUUUGACAGAGUGGUUUUCUGAAGAGUGGGGUCAUGUGCAGAAAACCAGACAGAGUGCUGAUGUUGAUCUUACAUAUGAACUUGACUGCAGAGCAUUGAGACUAGCAGGUCUGUGCAUCUUGUGGAAGAAGCAACUUAGAGGCUAUCCUGAAACACCUAAUGAGAACUGGGGUGCAAGAUAUAUGUUGAUGGUGAUAAUGAGGAGAGGUUUGAUGGAUUGGAGUCAGGGGGUGAAGAGGAUGAGGAUGAAGUGA